Closterium sp. Yama58-4 is the source of this 525-nucleotide messenger RNA. Lineage: Eukaryota; Viridiplantae; Streptophyta; Zygnematophyceae; Desmidiales; Closteriaceae. The record is from the annotation of a GenBank genome assembly.
AUGAUCAUCACGGACAGAUCUGUUGCUGACAAGGUUAGCAGCAGAGGCGCUGGCACUUUUGAAGCGGAUCGAGUCGGAACGACUCUCGGCGGAGCAACAAGCGCGGGGGGAUGUCGCCGAGCCGCAUUUUCGAAAGCCGCAAAGUCCCGUUCUGUCGCAGACGCUGCUCUGCGGGCGAUGUGGCGAUUGUGCGAAGGCGGCGGGGCGAAGGUGAUCGCGGCGACGCGGGUGGAUAGGGCGAAUGGGGAGGUGGAUGGGGCGAAUGGGGAGGCGGAUGGGGCGAAUGGGGAGGCGGAUGGGGCGAAUGGGGAGGCGGAUGGGGCGAAUGGGGAGGCGGAUGGGGCGAAUGGGGAGGCGGAUGGGGCGAAUGGGGCGCAUGAGGCGAAUGGGGAGGCGGAUGGGGCGAAUGGGGAGGCGGAUGGGGCGAAUGGGGAGGCGGAUGGGGCGAAUGGGGAGGCGGAUGGGGCGAAUGGGGAGGCGGAUGGGGGCGAAUGGGGAGGCGGAUGGGGCGAAUGGGGCGCAUGA